Messenger RNA from Phytophthora nicotianae INRA-310, 984 nucleotides. RefSeq lists its product as hypothetical. Bases 1 to 984 code for a protein of 327 amino acids. The transcript has 2 exons. The record is from RefSeq and is a predicted model, not a curated record. NCBI's taxonomy places the organism in Eukaryota, Oomycota, Peronosporomycetes, Peronosporales, Peronosporaceae. Gene Ontology annotation, cellular component: extracellular region.
AUGCACCAUAUCUUGAUGCGAUCUACCUGUAGGAUCACUUUAGUGGUGAUUGCUGCGAUUCUGGUGCUGGUACCGACCGUCGCAGCAAAGGAGUGCACCUUUUUCCAACGAGCACAACUCAAACGUGUAGCAGCUGUGUACUUUAGCGUUCCCGACUGUGCCAGUGGUGCGUUUGACAGUAAUAACGCCUCCAAAAGUGAGUAUUGUGCGGGUGACUGCUUAAAGCUCAUGCGCAAACUGCUGCCCGACAUACCUGACUGUGAAUUCGAUGACAACAAUCUCGGGGAAUCGUACGGGAUCCUGGUGGCAUGGUGCGACGAGACGGCUACGUCGGAUUCCAGCUCAGCUUCAGCUUCAUCUGCUCCCGACGACUCGAACUCAACUACCGCCACGACGGCUACGGCUCCCAAUUGCACCGUUGAGGAUGUAGCUAUCAUCAAUGAAAUCAACCUGGAAGCGGAGGAAAGCGACUACUGCAACGGAAAUGUGUCUGCAGACGUCAUCACCAAAGUUGCAUUCUGUGCCGACCUCACGUGCGUUGCGUACUUGGAAAAUAUGGAGGCUCGGCUGCCUAACUGCAGCUACGAAGACUUUAACGCAAAGCACGUGAUCUCAGAGGCGGUUGCACUCUGCGACGACGCCGUUGUGAUGGUGCCAAACUCGACGAUGUCCCCUGCGACCACACCAGUACCUACCGAAACGACGAUCCCAACACCCGUCCCAUCUUCAUCGAAUUCACAAGCAAUAGACACACCCGCGACUACCGAGUCGGCCGGUGUUGCCCUGAAUUUCAGUGCAAGCAUCGUGGUGGUGAGUUCAAUUAUUGUGCUUGCUUGGAUUAGCUUAGGUAUGGUCUCGCAGGACAAGACGGACGACGCCGAGGCCAGUAACGCCAAGUACGCAUGCUUGUGGACCCCCAACGCGCAUAGGAGGAUUGACUUGGAUGAAUGCAGUGAAGGAGGGCUGCUAGACUAUCGUCGUUGA